AUGUCAUCCAGCACCCCCGACUUCCUCAAGACACUCACUUACCCGCGCCCGGACCUCACCAGCUCCAUCCUCAGCUGCACCCCACCCCCACCCAUUGCACCCCGCACCCCGCGCGCCUCCGCCUCCCUCGGCGCCCUCGACACCCUCCCCCUCGAGCUCCUCCACGACAUCGUCCACGCCCUCCCCCUCAGCGCGCUCAGCCCCCUCCUCUCCACAAGCUCCAGCACACACUCCCUCCUCCUCUCCGACCCCCUCUACCGCAACCUGCGCGCCCAUGCCGCCCACGCGCUGCACGCCUACUCCGCAACCGCCCUCGGCGCGUCCAUAACCGUCGCCCAGCUCUCGGCGGCGCUGUGCACGGAGCGCUGCGCGCAUUGCGGCGAAUUCGGGCCCUUCCUCUGGAUGCUGGACUGCACACGGUGCUGCUGGGCGUGCCUGACGCAGCACCCGGACCUGCUGCCGCUGGCGCCGGAGGAGGCAAUGCGGCUGUACGGCAUCCCGGGCGGGCGCGCGGCGGAGCUGCCGGUCAUGAGGAGUGUGCCGGGCGUGUAUAGGACGUGGAAGGAGGCUUGUGUCGAGCCCGAGUCGAGACGGCUUGUGUCUAGGGCUGCGGCGAUGAGGGUUGCUGUGGCGGUCCACGGCAGCGCCGAAAAGGUUGGGGAAUAUGUUGCUGCGCGGGCGCAGAAGGGGGUGUCGGAUUCGAAGGAUAUGGAUGUCCGCCGGCUUCUGGGCGUGAUUGCGCUGCCGACGGUGGAUCGCCGGGCAGGAGUGGUAGAGCAUGGUGUCUCUUGUAAGGGCUGCACAAGCACGCUUCCGGUGGUUGCGCUGAGGGGUGAGGGGAUGCCCUGUAUGCCAGUGAGAAUUGGGAGCGGGUUGGAGGGGUUCGAUGCGAGAAAGAGGGAGCUGGGGAGGAUGUUCACCGCCCAGGGAUAUCUGGCGCAUUAUCAAGUAUGUGGGAGGGCGAGAGAGCUGUGGGAGUGGGAGAUGGAGAUGAAUGAUGAUGAGGAGGAGGAGGAAGACGAAGAGGAGUGGGAUAUGGAGGAGGCAGAUAGGAGCUCACCUUUCUUAUGA
Morchella sextelata is the source of this 1071-nucleotide messenger RNA. RefSeq lists its product as uncharacterized. The record is from RefSeq and is a predicted model, not a curated record. NCBI's taxonomy places the organism in Eukaryota, Fungi, Ascomycota, Pezizomycetes, Pezizales, Morchellaceae. The transcript has a single exon. The coding region runs from base 1 to 1071 and encodes 356 amino acids. Gene Ontology annotation, molecular function: protein binding.